AUGUCAUCAAACAUAGCAUCGAUAUUCAAUCCACCACCAUCUAGAAAUAUCCCUGAUAAAGAAAUACAAGAUUGUUUACCUUGCACUGCAAUUCAAUCGCUAGUAGCAAUAGUUGGAGGUUUAUAUUUUAGUUCACCAAAUCAAUUUAAAGAUAAAACUACUGGUAGAAUUGAUGUUACUAAAAACCCACUUUGGUGGCAAAGAUCAGUUAGAGGUGCUGGAAUAAUCCUUGUGGGAUUGGGAGCUUAUAGAGCAGGUGAAGUUUUGAAAAUUUUGUAUGAAAAGAAAUUCGAGUAA
This is a messenger RNA of Lodderomyces pseudojiufengensis, 297 nucleotides long. RefSeq lists its product as uncharacterized. The coding region runs from base 1 to 297 and encodes 98 amino acids. The record is from RefSeq and is a predicted model, not a curated record. NCBI's taxonomy places the organism in Eukaryota, Fungi, Ascomycota, Pichiomycetes, Serinales, Debaryomycetaceae. The transcript has a single exon.